CAGAGCACCCCGCGCCUUCUCCGCGCACCUACCCGCGGCUCCACACCUCGCUGCCUUCGCCCACGCUGCCCUCGGCGGCCUGGAAACCGAUUUGGUGGUCUGAAUACUUUGGGGACCCACCGGAGGGAGGCCUGAUGCCCUCUCCCCCACUGUCCUCCUCCAGGGCGCGGCCAGCACACCUGCGACGCUGCGCGCCCCAGCACUCGGGAAACACCUGUCUGGGGGAGCUUUGAGGGAGCAGAGAGCUGGAUGCAGGUGACAUGGCCCUGGUGCCCUACGAGGAGACAGCGGUAAUGGGCUUGCAGAAAUUCCACAAACCUCUUGCCACCUUCUCCUUUGCGAACCACACGAUCCGGAUCCGGCAGGACUGGAGACAGCUGGGAGUCGCCGCGGUGGUUUGGGACGCGGCCGUCGUUCUCUCUGCGUAUCUGGAGAUGGGAGCUGUGGAGCUGAGGGGCCGCCGUGCAGUGGAGCUGGGGGCCGGCACCGGGCUGGUGGGCAUAGUGGCUGCCCUGCUGGGUGCUCAUGUGACUAUCACGGAUCGAAAAGUAGCAUUAGAAUUUCUUAAAUCAAAUGUUCAAGCCAACUUACCUCCCCAUAUCCAACCCAAAGCUGUUGUUAAGGAGCUGACUUGGGGACAAAAUUUGGGGAGUUAUUCACCUGGAGAAUUUGACCUGAUACUUGGAGCUGAUAUCAUAUAUUUAGAAGAAACAUUCACAGAUCUUCUUCAGACUUUGGAACAUCUCUGUAGCAACCGCUCCGUGAUUCUUUUAGCUUGCCGAAUUCGCUAUGAACGGGAUAACGACUUCUUGGCGAUGCUGGAGAGGCAGUUUACUGUGACUAAGGUUCACUACGAUCCUGACAAAGACGUACAUAUUUACAAAGCACAGAAGAGAAACCAGAGGGAGGACUUCUAGUUGGCUGUAAUUUUUAGGAAUGUUGUUAUUGAGCGUGUCGGUGAAGGUCUUAGCCUGGGAAUUGAACCACAUUUGAUGAAAUGGCUCCUGAACAAAAAGUCUAACCAACCAAAGGUUCCCAAGGGACAAAGCACAUGUACCGUUUGAAAACAAAGUGGCACUUUGUCCCACUGCCGUGACUUCAUAGUCCUAUUUUACUCUGAAAAAUCCAACUAGCGUUAAAGGAAUGUAUGAGAUAUCUGUAUCUCAUACUGCCCCCUCUUGGUAAACAAUUUUCACUGGUGAUAGAAUGAAGGGCUGGUGUAAAAGGGCCUUCAAAGCAGUGAGCUUGUUUUGGUGAGGCUAACCCAUGCAAAUUCUAUUAAACACAUUCUGAGAUACAUGUUUAGCCCAGUUUUCUAAUUUUCUGAAUAUAAAGCCAGAGGCUUAAUGUAUAUUCCCUGAGCUGUUGAUGCUCUUGAAAUCUUUUGUCUGCCCCAUUUAGGUUUUAAGCAUUACUUUUGGUUACUUGAGAUUAGGAUGUGAGUUCCCUGAGGUCUCGUUUCAUGCUUUUUGGCUUCAUUUCCGAUUUAGGCAUACAAACAAAUGAAGUAAAAGUAAAAGUUGAGUUACGUCUUGAAACCACCAUGUGCUGUGCCUGGGAUGUCGUCUUCAAUGGCUGUAGUUUUCCCCUGGCACUCCCCUUUCUCAGAUGUUGUGUUUGUAUUUCUUUCCUAGGCUUUCCCCUCCUUCGUGUAAUGCAUAAGAUGACGUUGAAAACAGUUCGAAAUCUCACCCCUUCAUGGGAGGAGCUCCCCGAGAAGCUCCUUCCACGUUGUGCUCGUAAUUGCUUGUUCCGUGUCUGGAUCCCCCAGAA
Prionailurus viverrinus (fishing cat) is the source of this 1773-nucleotide messenger RNA. It is a transcript of the gene METTL21A, whose product is annotated as methyltransferase 21A, HSPA lysine. The transcript has 4 exons. Gene Ontology annotation, molecular function: protein-lysine N-methyltransferase activity. The coding region runs from base 261 to 917 and encodes 218 amino acids. The record is from RefSeq and is a predicted model, not a curated record. Gene Ontology annotation, cellular component: cytosol; cytoplasm. Gene Ontology annotation, biological process: peptidyl-lysine methylation. Lineage: Eukaryota; Metazoa; Chordata; Mammalia; Carnivora; Felidae.